Carica papaya (papaya) is the source of this 853-nucleotide messenger RNA. RefSeq lists its product as uncharacterized. Gene Ontology annotation, molecular function: fatty acyl-CoA hydrolase activity. The record is from RefSeq and is a predicted model, not a curated record. Lineage: Eukaryota; Viridiplantae; Streptophyta; Magnoliopsida; Brassicales; Caricaceae.
UUUGAGCAAAUAUUGAACACAAACUCGCGGCUCCCUAGACGCUAAGCGAGGGUGGACAUGGAUAAAGCAAGGGAGUUUCUGCAAUUGAGUCAGGAAGAAUCGGAGAUCGUCUCGAAUCUCGUUGUUCACCCUCACCAAACCGGAAUCCCUCCGAGUUUCUACGAAGAUUUUGCCCUGAGAGGCAUCCGAGUUGAUCGAGUCGAGGCCGGCUUCGUCGCCUGCACUUUCAAAGUCCCUCCUCGCCUCACUGAUAGGAAUGGAAAUUUGGCUACAGGUGCUAUUAUAAACCUUGUUGAUGAGGUCGGUAAUGCUCCAGUUCAUAUCCAGGGUCUCAGCGUUAAUGUUUCCGUGGAUAUGUCUAUUUCGUUUCUUUCGACUGCGAAGCUCGAUGAUGAGUUAGAAGUCACUUCAAGGCUUUUAGGAAAAAGAGGAAACUACUCCGGAACGCUUGUAGUUCUAAGAAACAAAGCAACCGGAGAAGUAAUUGCCGAAGGUCGACAUUCUUUGUGGGUUAAGCAUCUUAGCAAACUCUGAUUCUCUGACCCUCCAAUGGAAGUUGUAAUGCUAUGAGUUGCAAUCAAUGGAAGAUUACUACUGAUUGGGUAAUUGAAGCAAACUCUAUAAUCUCUCUCUGAUAUUACCCUCUGAUGAUUGUCUGGGUGCUUAAAUAUAAGCUUGGUCAUACUGCUUGAUUUCCAGUUAGCAAUGUCGAGAAUCUCCAGUCAUUUUUUUUUUUUUUUCAGUUUCUACUCAAUGUUCUUGGUAAGUAUAAUUGAAUCAAAGUGUUUGUAUUUGAAUUGGUUCUACUACUGUUUUGAGUUUCUUGGAAAUGGAUUUCUAAAUAUCACUUGUC